This is a messenger RNA of Acanthisitta chloris (rifleman), 2040 nucleotides long. RefSeq names its product TNF receptor-associated protein 1 (gene TRAP1). Gene Ontology annotation, cellular component: mitochondrial inner membrane. The record is from RefSeq and is a predicted model, not a curated record. The annotation marks the transcript as partial. Gene Ontology annotation, molecular function: ATP binding; ATP-dependent protein folding chaperone; ATP hydrolysis activity. Lineage: Eukaryota; Metazoa; Chordata; Aves; Passeriformes; Acanthisittidae. The transcript has 17 exons. Gene Ontology annotation, biological process: protein folding.
GCUGUCCGGAUGUACAGCACACAGGCGGCCGAGAACAAAGAGGAGGAGCCCCUGCACACCAUCAUCAGCAACACUGAGAACGUGAAAGGUGCAGCCUCUAAACAUGAGUUUCAGGCUGAAACGAAGAAACUGCUGGACAUUGUUGCUCGUUCCCUGUACUCAGAGAAGGAGGUGUUUAUCCGGGAGCUGAUCUCCAACGGCAGCGAUGCGCUGGAGAAGCUGCGGCACCGGCUGAUGGCAGAAGGGAAGGCCCUGCCAGAGAUGGAGAUCCACCUGCAGACAGACAGUGGGAAGGGAACCAUCACUAUCCAGGACACAGGCAUUGGGAUGACCCAGGAGGAGCUGGUUUCUAACCUUGGUACCAUUGCUCGAUCAGGCUCAAAGGCCUUUCUAGAUGCUCUGCAGAGCCAAGCUGAAGCCAGCAGUAAAAUCAUUGGACAGUUUGGAGUGGGUUUCUACUCAGCUUUCAUGGUGGCAGAUAAAGUGGAGGUGUUCUCUCAGUCUGCAGAGCCAGGCAGCCCGGGCUACCACUGGUCUUCUGAUGGUUCAGGAAUGUUUGAGAUUGCAGAAGCAUCUGGGGUCAGAACUGGGACUAAGAUUAUCAUACAUCUCAAAGAAGACUGCAAGGAGUUUGCAAAUGAAGAGCGAGUCAAGGAGGUGGUGACAAAAUACAGCAACUUCAUCAGCUUCCCACUGUACCUCAAUGGGAGAAGAAUCAACACAUUGCAGGCUCUCUGGAUGCUGGACCCUAAGGACAUCGGCGAGCAGCAGCACGAGGAGUUCUAUCGCUUCAUCGCUCAGGCGUACGACAAGCCGCGCUACGUCCUGCACUACAAGACUGAUGCUCCCCUCAACAUCCGCAGCAUCUUCUAUGUGCCUGAGCAGAAACCUUCCAUGUUUGACAUCAGCAGGGAAAUGGGCUCCAGUGUUGCCCUCUACAGCCGCAAAAUUCUCAUCCAAACCAAAGCUGCAGAUAUCCUGCCCAAGUGGCUGCGUUUUCUUCGAGGUGUUGUGGACAGUGAGGAUAUACCCCUGAACCUCAGCAGGGAGCUGCUGCAGGAGAGUGCCCUGAUCAGGAAGCUCCGUGAUGUCUUGCAGAAGAGGUUGAUCAAGUUCUUCAUUGACCAGAGCAAGAAGGACCCUGAGAAAUAUGCCAAAUUCUUUGAGGAGUACGGGAUGUUCAUGAGAGAGGGGAUUGUCACAAUAGCAGAGCAGGAUGUCAAGGAGGACAUCGCGAAGCUGCUGCGCUACGAGUCGUCGGCCCUGCCCGCGGGGCAGCUGACCAGCCUGGCCGACUACGCGUCGCGCAUGCGUGCGGGGACCAGGAACAUCUACUACCUGUGCGCGCCCAACCGCCACCUGGCCCAGCACUCCCCCUACUUCGAGGCCAUGAAGAAGAAGGACAUGGAGGUACUGUUCUGCUAUGAGCAGUUUGAUGAGCUGACACUCUUGCACCUCCGUGAGUUUGACAAGAAGAAGCUGAUAUCAGUGGAGACAGACAUCGUGGUGGAUCACUAUAAGGAGGAGAAGUUUGAGGAGAGCCAGACAGCUGGAGAACGUCUGUCAGAGAAGGAGGCUGAGGAUCUGAUGGCCUGGAUGAGGAAUGCCUUAGGCUCUCGGGUCACUGGAGUCAAGGUGACGGCGCGGCUGGACACACACCCUGCCAUGAUCACCGUGCUGGAGAUGGGCGCCGCGCGCCACUUCCUGCGCAUGCAGCAGCUGGCCAAGACCCAGGAGGAGAGAGCACAGCUCCUGCAGCCCACCCUGGAGAUCAACACAGGGCAUGCUCUGAUCAAGAAGCUUAACGAGCUGAAGGACAGUCAGCCUGAUUUGGCCCAGCUGUUGCUUGACCAGAUCUAUGAGAAUGCCAUGAUUGCAGCAGGGCUGAAUGAGGACCCCAGGCCAAUGGUGAACCGGCUGAAUGAGCUCCUCACCCGAAUCCUGGAGAAGAACUGAGCCCCAAACACUGAGGGAUGAGCUCUGUGCUGAUGUCUCCUGCCUCAGGCACAGCCACUCUCUGAGCAGCUGCUUGCAGGCACU